Arxiozyma heterogenica is the source of this 543-nucleotide messenger RNA. It is a transcript of the gene COX4, whose product is annotated as cytochrome c oxidase subunit IV. The transcript has a single exon. Lineage: Eukaryota; Fungi; Ascomycota; Saccharomycetes; Saccharomycetales; Saccharomycetaceae. The record is from RefSeq and is a predicted model, not a curated record. The coding region runs from base 1 to 543 and encodes 180 amino acids. Gene Ontology annotation, cellular component: mitochondrial envelope. Gene Ontology annotation, biological process: mitochondrial electron transport, cytochrome c to oxygen.
AUGAUACAAUCUAGAUUAUCUCUGGCAUUAUUCAGAACUUCUUUACGUUCUAUAUUGGUACCAAGACAACAAUCUGCAAGAUUAUUAUCCUAUUCCAGGAUAUCAUUCAACAGCGCCAGUAAGUCUACUACUCCAGACAAAGUACCUACGGCAACAAAAUUAUCGGAAGUUAAUGGUCCAGAAACUUUAAUUGGUCCAGGUGCCAAGGAAGGUACCAUUCCUUCUGAUCUAGAACAGGCUACAGGUUUGGAAAGAUUAGAGUUAUUGGGUAACUUAGAGGGUAUUGAAGUCUUUGAUACAAAGCCAUUAGAUUCUUCAAGACGUGGUACAAUGGACGACCCAAUCAUUGUUGAUUCUUACGAUGAUUACAGAUACGUUGGAUGUACUGGUUCUCCAGCUGGUUCCCAUACUGUUAUGUGGUUAAAGCCAACUGUUGAUCAAGUAGCUCGUUGUUGGGAGUGCGGUUCUGUUUACAAAAUUAAUCCAGUUGGUGUUCAAAAACCACAUGGUCAUGAACAUGAAGAUAAGAUAAGUGUUCCUUAA